Messenger RNA from Prosopis cineraria, 2247 nucleotides. RefSeq names its product rhamnogalacturonate lyase B-like. Gene Ontology annotation, biological process: carbohydrate metabolic process. Lineage: Eukaryota; Viridiplantae; Streptophyta; Magnoliopsida; Fabales; Fabaceae. Gene Ontology annotation, molecular function: carbohydrate binding; catalytic activity. The coding region runs from base 98 to 2173 and encodes 691 amino acids. The transcript is spliced from 15 exons. The record is from RefSeq and is a predicted model, not a curated record.
ACAAAACCCUGGUCUUUCAUAUCCUACAGUUUUCAGCAUGUCCCAGAACAAAGGUCUGCAUUGGUAAUUAUAAAGGUUUCAUAAAUAGCUGUGAAAGAUGAACGUAGGAGAGAAAAGGAAACGAGUUUUCCUGUUGUGGCUGGGAAUGAAUAUGCACCUUUUCUUUUCGCAAUGUGGUUGUUCUGACAACAUGAUCUUAGAAAGUAGCAGAAAAAUCUUGAGGGGAAAUAUGAAUGGUACUCCAAAACCCAGUUCUGCAGUUAAGCUGAAUACAGAACAUCGUGGGAAAGUAGCGAUUGACAAUGGCAUAGUCCAGGUCACUCUGACAAGACCCGAGGGCAAUGUUGUGGGAAUAUCAUAUAAUGGAAUCGACAAUGUACUAGAAUCUCGUAAUGAUGAACAAGACAGAGGGUAUUUUGAUGUGGUUUGGAAUAAACCAGGAAAAAAAAGUAAUUAUCGUCAGAGAAUCGACGGGACAAAGUUUUCAAUUGUAGCAGCAGACAAAAAUCAAGUGGAGAUCUCGUUUAUGAGAACAUGGACAUCUUCCAUGGAAGGCAAAAGUGCCCCCAUCAACGUAGACCAAAGGUUUAUAUUGCGACGAGGCAGUUCCGGAUUUUACUGUUACAUUAUAUUCGAGCGACCAGAAGGAUUUCCAGCAGUGGAGGUUGAGCAAAUCAGGAUGGUUUACAAGCUUCAGGAAGACAGGUUCCACUACAUGGCCAUAUCAGACACUAGGCAGCGAUACAUGCCAACAAUGGAAGAUAGAAAAAGAGGGAAAGUCUUGGCUUAUCCUGAAGCAGUUCUCUUAACCAACCCGUCCAACGAAAUCUUUAAAGGAGAGGUGGACGAUAAAUACCAGUAUUCUUGUGAGAAUGAAGACAACAGAGUGCACGGUUGGAUUAGCAUGAAUUCUGAUGCAGCCAUGGGCUUUUGGAUGAUAACACCUAGUAACGAGUUUCGCAAUGGUGGGCCCGUCAAGCAAGAUCUUACCUCUCAUGUUGGCCCUUUUAUCCUCUCUAUGUUUAUGAGUAUGCACUUCGGUGGGAAGGAUUUAGCCAUGGAAUUUCGAGAAGGGGAGACCUAUAAGAAGGUUUUUGGCCCUGUUUUUGUCUAUCUUAACUCCAUUUCAAGCAACGUGAGUACACAAACGCUCUGGCGAGAUGCUGUACAACAAAUGUCUAAUGAAGUCCGAAGCUGGCCUUAUGAUUUCCCAAAAUCACAAGAUUACAUUCCACCCAUCAAACGUGGAAGCGUGGCUGGAAGAUUACUGGUUCAAGAUCAUUAUAUCGAAGGAGGCAGGUUUCAAAAUGCUAAGUCAGCCCAUGUUGGUUUGGCUUUGCCUGGUGUUGCAGGAUCAUGGCAAAGAGAAAGCAAGGGUUAUCAGUUCUGGACCAAAGCUGACAUGGAGGGCUAUUUUGUGAUAAAGAAUGUUAUACCAGGAAAGUAUAAUUUAUUUGCAUGGGUUCCUGGCUUCAUUGGUGAUUAUAAAUAUAAUGCAACAAUCACCAUCACACCAGGGUGUUCGAUCAAAUUGGGUUUUCUUGUAUAUAGUCCACCAAGAAAUGGUCUCACCGUUUGGGAAAUCGGUGUCCCCGAUCGCUCAGCAGCAGAAUUCUAUAUCCCUAACGCAAAUCAUGAAUUUCUCAACAAAUUAUACAAUAAUCGUUCCAGAGAAAAGUUUAGACAAUAUGGAUUGUGGGCACGUUAUGCUGAAUUAUAUCCAAAAAAUGAUCAAGUUUACACUGUUGGUGUUGACUCUCAUGACAAGGAUUGGUUCUUUGCUCAUGUUACCAGGGACAUGGGAAAUAAAAAGUAUCAACCAACUACAUGGCAGAUUAAAUUUGAACUUCUAAGACGCGAUCUAUUAGAAGGAAAUUACACCCUACGACUGGCCUUAGCAUCAGCCACUAUUUCCAAGUUGCAGGUUUGGUUGAAUGAGCAAGGUAAUAAGAAGCGUCCCCUAUUUGAAACUGGAAUGCUAAGAGGAGACAAUGCUAUAGCAAGGCAUGGAAUCCAUGGAUUGUAUUGGUUGUUCAGCAUUGAUGUUUCAAGCAAUAAUUUAGUCAGAGGGAACAACACUGUCUAUUUAAAACAGCCACUUGCUGUUAAUCCUUUCCAAGGACUUAUGUAUGACUAUAUACGUUUAGAGAGACCUCCCACUCUAAGAACUUGACUGUGUUCAUUCGGUAAUUAGAUGUGUAAUUAUCUAGUUUAUCUCUGUUAAUAAAUAAUUAGUUCUUUCAUUAA